AAACUUUAUAAAUAGCCUGUGGCUCAAGAGUCCCUUUUCCAAAGUGCUGGUGCUCGGAGAAGAAGAGCGCAGGUGUGAUCCCCCACCCCAGGUCCAGAAGAUGGGACCCGGAAGACUUUUCAGCUUAAUAUUUGCUGUUGGGACUGUUUACUGUGCCAAGGAAUCUCUGGAGAUUAUUCCUAGCAAUGGGGAGGUGCAGUUGGGCAAGAAGACCAUUUUCUUGUGCAAAGUAAGAGGAAGUGGGGAAGCUGAAUUAGUCUGGAUAGACCCCGAGGGGGAAGAAAUCUCCACGGAUUCAGAGAAACCGUACAAAGAGAAACAGAUUGACGAACAGUCCAAGGAGUUGGAGAUGACUCUCUCGGACCCGAGGAGUGGUGGGAUCUUCAUCUGCAAUGGGGAAUUCGACAGCGGAAAUACUGCCUCCAUCUCGAUCAAAAUCCACGUGGUCCAGAGACCCACAUUUUUGGAGGUGAUGGACUCUGAGAAGGAAGUGACAGAGGGCUCAACAGUAGAUUUCAACUGCCAGGUCACGGGCAUCCCACCACCAACCGUCAGAUGGCUUUUUGAGAACCAGGACCUCAGUUUUCUUGGGGAUGGUGGUCGCAUCUCUGUGGACAGCGGGCUCCUGGUGAUAAAAAACACCCAGCCCUCAGAUGCUGGGGUCUACAGCUGCGAAGCCAGCAUUGCAGAGCGAAAGGAAGUGGUUUUCACCAAUGUUACUCUCCAUGUUAAAUUUACUCCCAGGAUAGAACUCCUGCCAGAUGAAACGCUCAGCACUGCCCAGAUUGGGAAUCCCACCCGAUUCAACUUCACCGUCCUGGGCAACCCCCUCCCAUCCAUCUCUGUCUCUCGGGAAGGGAAGGUUUUAGAAGGCAACGAUAUUGUGAUGGUGGCGCAGGACCAAAACAGAUAUGUGUACUCCUUUGAGUUCACCCCAGUUUCACAAGAGGAUAUUUCAGACUUCCUAAUCAAAGCUGAAAAUGAAAUGGGCCACACAGAGAAGAAACUUCCUUUUAAAGAAGAGGCUCAAGAAAAGGGAUUGGGAAUUGGCAGCAUCUUGGCCAUCGUACUGGCGAUCGUUCUGGUGCUCUUGCUGGUGAUGGAUGCAUCCUGCUAUUAUAAACGUCGACGUGGCUUGCUGAUGUACUGCCGAACCAAUGUCCUACGAAAAGAGCCACCUGGGGCCAUGUCAGAAAAUAACCAGAAAGUGCUCUCGAAGUCAGAAAAAAGCACAGUGGUGAAUGUCUCUGGCCUUGAGGCCUGAUUCUCCUGAGGUGAUGACCGGAGGUUAUGGAGAGAUGAAACUGCUGAUGAAAACUUUGAGUGUCUUUGUUUGGCAGGCUCUUCUCCCUCCACAAUGAGCCACUCAGCACCCUUCUUUAUGAUCACCCCUAAACCACAGUCCUCUAGAAACAGUCACAGAAAACUUGGUUCAGAUGUCUCAUGAAACUAUGGGACUCCUGAACUAAUUAAACUAACUUAUUAGUGUGAGUGUCCGAAUGUGGUCCACUCUACUAUGUAUGGUUGCUUGGUCCAUCAAAGCAAGAUCUGAAAGUAAGAUUUGAGGUUGAUUGAUUAACCGCAGAGUCUUAACUAUUUUUUUCAUGUGAUAAAAUAAGCCUAAAGAAGGUAAUUGCAGCCACCCAUUUCAACAUAACAAGGUGCCAAGGAACUGUCUAACUGAAUAAUGGACCAAGGUGAAGUCAUUCUUGAAAUGUAUGCAAUAAUAAACCACUAGAAGGGC
Eublepharis macularius is the source of this 1744-nucleotide messenger RNA. RefSeq names its product neural cell adhesion molecule 1-like. Bases 101 to 1264 code for a protein of 387 amino acids. Gene Ontology annotation, cellular component: plasma membrane. The transcript is spliced from 9 exons. Lineage: Eukaryota; Metazoa; Chordata; Lepidosauria; Squamata; Eublepharidae. Gene Ontology annotation, biological process: homophilic cell-cell adhesion. The record is from RefSeq and is a predicted model, not a curated record.